AUGAUCAUCGGCGUACUGGCCAUAUUAACGCUGGUGUUUACCACCUUUGGCGAUUCACGGAGGAAGAAGCUGCCGCCAGGUCCACCAGGUCUCCCUCUAUUGGGCAACUUUCUGGACCUGGCGGAUUCUGAAAAAGUCCGCACCAAGGUAGCCAGCUGGGCUCAGAAAUAUGGAGGCCUCGUCUAUACUCGGAUUGCGGAAGUCGACUACAUAUGGCUCUCUUCCCCAAACACGGUCAAGGACCUGAUGGACAAGAAGUCGUCCAUUUACUCGUCUCGUCCCAGGAUGCCUUUCGCCAUGGAUGUUGCCAGUGGCGGGAAGCGCCAGCUUCUGAUGCCAUACAGCAAUGAAUGGCGGAAUAUUCGGAAAUACAGCCACCAACUUCUGAAUAUGAAUGCUUCCAAGGCAUACCAGCCGGUACAAGACUACGAGUCCUUGCAGAUGAUGCACGACAUGAUGACCAACCCGGCCGAGUUCUACAGGCAUAACCAGCGCUACUCGGCCAGUGUUAUCAUGACAAUCGCAUACGGUAUUCGGGUGCCCACAUUCGACAGCCCCAUAGCAAAAGAUAUCUACGUCGUCCUUGAUCACUUGACCGAGAUGACAGCUCCUGGUAGCCACGCUGUGGAUUCGAUGCCAUCCCUGCGAUACUUACCCCAACAACUCCUGGGGAAUUGGCGUACGAAAGGGCAAAAGUUUUACGAGCAUGAUUCGGGCGUUUACCUUUCGAUGUGGAACAGUCUGAAGAAGAGCGUAGACGGGGGAAGUUGUGAGCCUUGCUUUUGCCGUGACUUUUACCUCAGUGAUCCUGCCAAGCAUGGCAUCGAUGAUUUGUCUGCGGCAUAUAUCUGCGGUGGUUUGGUCGAGGCCGGAUCCGAGACAACAGCUUCUUCCCUGAACAAUUUUCUGCUCGCCUUAUGUCAAUACCCAAACGUUGUCUGGAAAGCCCAAGAGGAGCUCGACCGUGUCGUGGGAAACACACGAAUGCCCAAUUGGGACGACGAAGCAGACCUCCCCUAUAUCCGGGCCAUCAUCAAGGAACUCUUGAGGUGGAGGCCCGUAAACAAGUUUGGCAUGUUCCACUCGGUGACAGAGGAUGAUUGGUACAAGGGACAAUUUAUCCCCAAAGACAGCGUCGUUGUUCUCAAUUGGUGGGCCAUUCACUACGACCCCAAACGAUAUCCAGAGCCUGAGAAAUUCAAGCCGGAGCGCUACCUCGACUUCAAGCUUUCGGCAGUAGAUGCUAUCAAUGUCAAGGACCCGUUGGACCGGGAUCACUUCUCGUACGGUGCAGGACGCCGUGUUUGUCCUGGCGUUCACGUGGCCGAGCGUUCCCUUUUUAUCAACAUCGCUAGGUUUUUAUGGGGAUUCAACAUCUCCAAGAAACUUGACGCCCAGGGAAAUCCUAUUGAGCCGGACGAUGGAAUGGUGAGGGGUCUGCUAAGCGUCCCGAACCCCUUUGAGUGUGAUAUUCGGCCACGGACAACUCAGCAUGCCACAAUGAUUGCACAUGAGUUCCGAGCAGCAACGGAAAAACGGCAAGCUUGAUUUAGGG
This is a messenger RNA of Ilyonectria robusta, 1555 nucleotides long. RefSeq names its product cytochrome P450. Bases 1 to 1548 code for a protein of 515 amino acids. The record is from RefSeq and is a predicted model, not a curated record. Lineage: Eukaryota; Fungi; Ascomycota; Sordariomycetes; Hypocreales; Nectriaceae. Gene Ontology annotation, molecular function: heme binding; monooxygenase activity; oxidoreductase activity, acting on paired donors, with incorporation or reduction of molecular oxygen. The transcript has 3 exons.